AUGACCCCGCCAGCCCGCCUCGCCCAGGUCCAGGCCCACCUCGCCUCGCCCACCUCCUCCCCUCCCCCACCUGCGCGCUCCGCCUCGUCCUCGUCCGCAACACAACCUGCCAAGCCCUCGAGGCCUCGAGCGCCGACCGCGAACGAGUUCCGCUACUUUCUGCCAAUGCAGACGCGGUGGAACGACAACGACUCGUACGGCCACAUGAACAACGCCAUCUACUCGCACUACUUUGACUCGGUGACGAACGCCUAUCUCCUGCACCACGCCUACCCGUCCCCACCCGCACCACGCCCGAUCGGCCUCAUCGUCAACAGCGCGACGACGUACGCCGCGUCGGUCGCGUACCCGCAGCCCGUCGUCGCCGCGCUCGCCGUCUCGCACCUCGGGACCCGCAGCGUCACGUGGCGCGUCGCCCUCUUUGCGGCCGAGUACGGCGACGACGAGCCGAGGGCGGCGGCGUACGGCGAGAUGGUGCACGUCUUUGUCGACCAGGACAGCCGGCGGCCGGUCAAGGAGCUCGACGACGGGAUGCGGGCGGCACUGCAGAAGCUGGUCGUCCAGUAGCAACGACCUGGAACGUGCUCGAGUGUCGCAAUG
Messenger RNA from Rhodotorula graminis WP1, 600 nucleotides. RefSeq lists its product as uncharacterized. Gene Ontology annotation, molecular function: fatty acyl-CoA hydrolase activity. The record is from RefSeq and is a predicted model, not a curated record. The transcript has 4 exons. Bases 1 to 567 code for a protein of 188 amino acids. Gene Ontology annotation, cellular component: mitochondrion. Lineage: Eukaryota; Fungi; Basidiomycota; Microbotryomycetes; Sporidiobolales; Sporidiobolaceae.